Striga asiatica is the source of this 2551-nucleotide messenger RNA. NCBI's taxonomy places the organism in Eukaryota, Viridiplantae, Streptophyta, Magnoliopsida, Lamiales, Orobanchaceae. The record is from the annotation of a GenBank genome assembly.
CUUGAAUAGAAACGGGCACACCACACGCACACGCCUAAUCUACACAAUCGACGCACACAGCCCUCCGAACCUCGUCCUCUCUGACCCUUCGUCUUCUUCGUCGCCUCCGACUCCGACCGCCCAGUCUCCGAGUUGAAGCUCGCCGCCCGUCUCAAUCCACGGCCUCCGACUCCGACCUCCGCGUUUGGCUGGCGAUUUUCCCGGUCACCGGCCUCUUUGCGGUUUCCCGGUAUCCGUCCAUUCCCGGUCUCUGUCCAUUCCAGGUCUCAGGAAAAUAGGCGGGCCUGGCCCGUCGGACCAGCGGCCUGAGGCAGCGGUGGGUUCGGCCUGCUUUUCUCAGGCCCACCCCGCCAUUAGGUGGGCUUUGGCGGGCUACGGGCCACCCCGCACCGCCAGCCAAUUUUGACAACUCUAAAUAUGAGUACACAAGGGGAAAACAUUUAAUCAAGUCAUCACCCUCCUCAAACGAUCCCAAUGAGUAUUGACUGGAUAAGAGUUGCUCCGGCGCCCAUUAUGGUUUUCCCAUUAGCAGCUUCAAGUCUCGUUUCUUCCCCCUUUACCUGCAGAGCGACUCUGAAUUCUUCCUCUUUCCCAUCGCCAUCACCACUCACCUUUGAUGCCGCGUACAUCGAACGCGCUGCCGAGUUAGCGGACAAAUCUGCGGGGUUCACAGCUCCCCACCCCAACUUUGGUUGUGUCAUAGCUACCAACUCAGGUAGCGGAGGAAGGGUUGUUGUGGGAGAGGGAUAUCUGUAUGCGCAAGGAACCACUCCUGCGGAGCUACAGGCAGUUGAGGCCGCCGGCGAAAGCUGCCGUGGCGCCACCGCUUAUCUCAAUAUGGAGCCCAAUCACUGCUGCGGGGACCAAUCUGCAGUCGCUGCUCUGGUCCAGGCAGGGAUCUCUAGAAUUGUCAUUGGGAUAAGGCAUCCAUUGCAACAUCUUCGGGGCAAAGCAAUCCGUGCCUUUCGAGGUGAAGGAGUGCUGGUUGAUGUUCUUGGUGAAGAUAUCCAAUGUAAAACUAUAGAGGAAGGUCUGAAGUCCUGUCUUCUUGUGAAUGCUCCUUUACUGUAUAGAGCUGCUUGUCGAGUUCCAUUCUCUGUUCUCAAAUAUGCUAUGACCCUUGAUGGGAAAAUUGCGGCAAGUAGUGGACAUGCAUCAUGGAUAAGUAGCAAAAUAUCGAGAACCCGAGUUUUUGAAAUGCGGGGCAGAUGUGAUGCUGUUAUAGUCGGUGGAAAUACUGUGCGCCGAGACGAUCCACGCCUAACUGCAAGACAUGGAGGUGGGCAUUUGCCCCAACGAAUUGUAAUGUCAACAUCUCUCGAUCUUCCUGAGGUUGCACACUUGUGGGAUGUUACUGAGGUUCCCACCAUGGUCGCAACACAAAGAGGUGCAAAAAGGAGUUUCCAGAAAUUCCUUGCAUCUAAAGGUGUUGAGGUAGUUGAGUUUGAAAUUUUAAAUCCCGAAGUCGUAACAGAGUACUUGUAUGAUCGUGGCUGUCUUUCAAUUUUGUGGGAAUGCGGAGGUACAUUAGCUGCAUCUGCUAUUUCUUUAGGUGUUAUACACAAGGUACAUGCAUUUGUUGCCCCCAAAAUUAUCGGUGGGAAGAAUGCACCUUCCCCUGUUGGAGAACUUGGGAUGGUGGAGAUGUCUCAAGCAUUAGAAUUAAUUGAUGUACAUUAUGAAAAGGUUGGUCCGGACAUGCUUGUAAGUGGAUUCCUUCAUCCGGUUCCAGACUUGUCCCCCGUAAUCCCAUCUUAUGAUGAAACUCUUGCGAUCGACCCUAAUGUUUCUCCUUAUGAAGCAAGCAUCAUAUUCUUUUAUAAGACGUGGGACCCUUAUGGCGCCUUUUCAAACUUCUCUUUGCAUCCGAUUCAAAUGCCUGAUGAAAAUGGAGAUUAUUAUAGCUGGCCCAGUGUGGAGCACUAUUACCAGGCUCACAAGUUUGUCGGGUCAGAUAAUACUAUUGCCAAAAAAUGUUUGGAAGAGAUAAAAAACGCAAAAAGCCCAGAGGAAGCAGCACGACUUGGAAGGAGAACACAGAGGCAGCACCCAUAUUUGGUGAGACCUGACUGGGACUCUGUCAAGAUCGAAAUCAUGUACAGGGCCUUAAAGUGUAAGUUGUCGACUUACCCGGAUUUAACCUCAAUGCUGCUCUCGACCAACGGGUCUGUUCUUGUUGAAGCUUCACCACACGACCUAUUCUGGGGUGGAGGCCGAGAUGGGGAAGGCCUAAACCAUCUUGGGAGGCUGCUGAUGCAGUUGAGGUCAGAGUUUUUGGCCGAUAAAUCGUCGAACGUGGACAGUGGAACUCCUAUACAAGAAGUUCCAAAAUUGCGGUAAAUGUUGGAAUGGAUACUCGUGCGAAGAAGAUAUAUUGUUAAAUUAUUUGAGAUAAUAUUCUAACUCUCUUCGACACAAUAUAUCAAGUUAGUAGCAAUAUAAAGUUUAAAUGAAUAUUUUUAGUUUUAAAUUUAUUUUUGUAAGUCAUGACUAUUUAAUAUAUAAAUUUCACUUACUUAAUAUAUAAAUUUCACUGUUUAUAGUUGAUAAA